AUGUCUAUAAACGAUGUUACAAUUGAUACAAGUACAUACUAUUCCAUUUUAGGUGUACCGACAAAUGCAUCCACCAACGAAAUAAGGAAAUCAUACAUGAAGUUGGCUAAAAAAUUGCAUCCUGAUAAAACUAAAUCAGAACAUACAGCUGAGCUCUUUAAAUUAGUAGUGGAUGCACAUUCCAUUCUAAAUAACGACCAACUGCGAGCAGAAUAUGACAAAAAGUUAAUAUUAGAAGGAAGAUUUGAACUACAUCAGCAUGGGGCGAAACAGAAAAACAAGGAUAUAAGAAAAGGAUAUACCUUUAAAAGAAAUAGUAAGCCUUAUGAGCAACAACCAUACGGUUUUGGUGUCCAAGUUCCCAAAGGUCCACAUGAGGAAUCUAAUUAUGAGGCCAAUAGUAAUCCGCAUAACGAGAACUCUUCUAAUAACGAUACAAAGAUGAAGUCUACGAAUUUACAUGAUACGCUAAGCAAGGAUUCAGAAGAUAAGCAUGGAACAGACGAUGCUUCGGAUAUACAGCCGCCAACUAAAUCAAAUGACAUCGCAAAUGAGGUUGGCUCCAAAAGAAAAUCGAAUUCAAAGGAUAUACAUCAAGACCAUAGCUCAAAUAUUGGUUUAAAUCCUUUGAAGAAGAAGAAACUUGAAAAGAAGGCUGUACACGCAACAACUACAGAAUCAAGAAGGUAUAUGAGAAAGAAAAGCGAGAAAAAGGCCACACCACCCAUUCAGCCUCUGGCAGAUUUACAAAUAAAUGACGACUGGGAGAAGCUAAGAGAGGUUUUACAAAGAAUUGAAAAAGAGGACAGCCGUGGUGGUAAGGAAUUUACUUUAGAUAUUGAUGUUAACGAGCAAAUGUACAAUCUUUCUAUGGAAUCAUCUGAUGACGAGCACACAAUCCCUACCAAAAAAAGAGCAAAAGUUGGAUCAAAUAUACAAGGAAAUAGUCGUUAUUUUGCUCAAACUGCUGCUUAUGAUAUGAAUCAGAUAAACGCAAACUUGGGUACUAGAAAUACAGAAGAUGACCGACAAGCAUCUUCAAAGAUAAGUAUCACUGAGAUAGAUGACAUUUUGGAUCUCUUGAAGGAAAGAGUGCCAAGCCCGCCUAAAUUAGGUCACCUCGGUGUUCAGCGAGAUCAACAAAAUAGAGCUUUAGAAUACAUCAAAUACACUGAUGAAUUAAAGAAAAGGAUAUUAUAUGUACUAUCUAAUUCCUCUACUACAGAAGCAAUGCAGCAUUUCAACAGGCAUACCCAAUCUGUUCUAGCUCACAAGACCAUGGAAUUAAGGCUAUGUGAAAAACUUACUGAAAUUCAAAAGUGUCAGCAAGGUGUUAUAGAGUAUUUCUCACGUACAGCUUUAGGAUAA
Molecule: messenger RNA, 1368 nt
Organism: Nakaseomyces glabratus
Lineage: Eukaryota; Fungi; Ascomycota; Saccharomycetes; Saccharomycetales; Saccharomycetaceae
Gene: JJJ2
Product: Jjj2p
Biological process (GO): cellular response to misfolded protein
Cellular component (GO): endoplasmic reticulum membrane
Molecular function (GO): Hsp70 protein binding
Source: RefSeq, a predicted model, not a curated record